AGCAAGAGAAAAAGUAAAACCCUAGUACAUUUUCUACACAGUUCUUUCAUUUCAUCCCAAAAAUAACCUGAAAAACCAGUCCAAACCUAAAAACCCUAAACCCUAGAAAUGUCUUCUUCGCUCGCUAUUCGCCACGUCCGCCACCUCUCAACAACUGCGGCCGCUGCCGCUGCCACUGACGUCGCCGUCGCCUCCGCACGCUCCAUCUCCAAGGCCAAAGCAAAACUCAAAAACGAAUUCGACCCUGACAAAGUCCUCGAGAUCUAUUCCUCUGUCUCCGGCCACUACAAAACUCCUCUCUCCGCCCGCUUCGCGCAGGAAUUCACCGUCAAGCGCCUUGCGAGGUCUGAAAAAUUCUCCGACAUCGAAACCCUAAUCGAGUCCCACAAAAAUGACCCCAAAAUCACUCAAGAACCCUACCUCUCCACUCUCAUUCGAUCGUACGGCAUUGCCGGCAUGUUUGAUCACUCCCUCAAAACAUACAACCAAAUGGAAGAACUGGGCACGCCCAGAACUGCAUUGUCAUUUAAUGCCCUUCUUUGGGCCUGUAGCAAAUCGAAGCUAUUCGAUAAAGUACCCCAACUGUUCGAGGAAAUGCCUCAAAAGUUCGGAUUUUCACCUGAUAAAAUCUCUUAUGGUAUAUUGGCGAAGUCUUACUGCGAUUCGGGUUCGCCUGAAUUGGCCAUUUCGAGAAUGAAAGAAAUGGAAGAGAAAGGUAUCGAAAUUACGGUAAUCACGUUCACGACGAUAUUGCAUGCUCUGUAUAAGGAGGGGAAGAGUGACGAGGCCGAGAGACUUUGGAAUGAGAUGGUGGAAAAAGGGUGUUCGCUUGAUAUCGGGGCGCACAACAUUCGGAUAAUGAAUGCCCCCGGUCAAGAGCCGGAGACUGUGAAGGGUUUGAUUGAGGAAAUAAGCAAUGCAGGGUUGAAACCAGACACCAUUACUUAUAAUUACUUGAUGACAUGUUAUUGCAAGCAUGGGAAGUUGGAAGAAGCUGAGAAGGUUUAUUAUGAAGAAUUGAAGGGAAAUGGGUGUCAUCGUAAUACUGCCACUUUUAGGACUUUGAUAUAUUUUUUGUGCAGGAAUGGGCAAUUUGUGAAGGCGUAUAGGGUGUUUAAGGACAGUGUGACGUCUAAUAAGUUUCAGGAUUUCAAUACGUUGAAGCCUUUGGUGGAAGGGUUGGUGAAGAAUUCGAAAAGUAAGGAGGCGAAAGGGUUGAUUCGGACUAUGAAGAAGAAGUUCCCUUCUAACCUUUUGAAUACUUGGAAGAAACUCGAGGAGGAUCUCGGUUUGGUGGCUGCUGAUUCUUCGGCCCCUGGUGAAAACCAAGAGGCUACUACUACAUGAGUGUUGUUGGAAUUUUUGGUUAUUGGGGAUUGCUCUGCAUUUGUCCUGCAGCCUGAGUAAUUCACUUUUGCCUGAAUUUUGAGUUCAGGGAUAAUGUGAAAGUCAAUUCUGGAUUUUUCACUGAAGGCUGCUUAAUGCUUUGAAAGAGGGACAAGACAGCGGCUUUGUUUUAUUUUUAUGUUAGUCUUGGUAUUUGACUUGUUGCUUGUAAUUUUGGAUUCCCUUCGAAAAAAAAAGGCAAAAAAUGAUGGCGGUGGAAAGGAUGAGAGUUUAUUUAUAGCUGAAGAAGAACACCGGAAGCAGUGUAGGAGAGAUGGUCGAGUCCACAACUAGCUUUUAAGAACUAUCCUUCUUUCUUAGCUAUCCUUUCUGAGUCAGAUUUGUCAUGCCAAGGCUCUUGAUGAUAUGAAUGUUAACAAUAUCAUCCAAUAUAGUAUAUUAUUUGGCUCAAUAAGUAACUCUUGUUCUAUA
Molecule: messenger RNA, 1818 nt
Organism: Cornus florida
Lineage: Eukaryota; Viridiplantae; Streptophyta; Magnoliopsida; Cornales; Cornaceae
Product: small ribosomal subunit protein mL103 (rPPR7)-like
Exons: 1
Coding region: 109-1347 (412 amino acids)
Molecular function (GO): protein binding
Source: RefSeq, a predicted model, not a curated record